GUCACGACAAAAACAAAAACGAAUCCAAAUAGCCAAAUAGUAAAAUAGCUUAAUAGCUAUUUAAACAACAAAAAAAAUAAGAAAAUAAAAUAAAAUGUUAGGCCGUAAACAAUCGUUACGCCAAACGGUAACAUCCGGUUUGGCAACAACUGCGGCCAAUAUAAUGGGUACUGGUCCACCAGUUGUUAUCGGAAAUCUUGGCGUAAAUGUUGGUCCUGGUGGUGGUUCAAGUAGUCAAGGUAAUACAACUAGUGGACCUGGUGGUGGUAUUGGUAUGAUACAAGAUGGUCCAUCAUCAGGUGUUGGUGGUAUUAUCGGUGGCCUUGGCGGUCUAGGUAUGGCCGGUGAAUUAGAAGAAUGUAUCCGUGCCCGUACACUUUGGUGGGAAUCACAAUUAGUACGACGUUUUAUGCGAUUUUGCGCCUUAUUAUCAUUGGUUUCCGUUUCGAUGAAUACGCCCUAUACAUUUAGCCAAAUGCCCUCAUUAUUAUACAUCACAUUUGUGAUCGAUAUACUCGUUACGUUUGCUUUUUCCAUUGAAUUUAUUUCAAAAGUACGUAUACGUGGUGCACGAACAUAUUUUCAUGAUCGUUGGUCACAAUUCGAUAUAACCAUGUUGAUCUGUUUGAUUUGUUCGUUGAUAUUGCAUAUUUUUGAAAUAACCGGAUAUGUGGAAGAAUUUUCACCAUUGUCAAUGAUACGAGCACCACGGCCAUUAAUAAUGGUCCGUGUUGUACGUGUAUUUUUAUCAUUUUCAAUGCCACGUGCUCGUAUAACGCAGAUAUUUUUACGUUCAUCACAGCAGAUAUAUAAUGUAACAUUGUUCUUUGUAUUUUUCAUGUCAUUAUUCGGUCUACUUGGUGUACAAUUUUUCUCUUCGCUCAAUCAUCAUUGUGUUUUAAUUGAUAAUUAUACGGAAUUCUUUCAACCAUCCAUUCAUAUGUUAGCCAUACCGGAUACAUAUUGUUCGCCUGAAGAUUCACAUGGUCAUCAAUGUCCACCGGAAAUGGUUUGCGUUGAGAUACAUAAUUCAAGCGGUUAUGCUGGAUUUGAUAAUUUAGCACAUGCAUUGUUCACAGUUUACCAGAGUGCCUCACAAGAAGGAUGGUCGCAUGUGAUGUACCAGGCAAUGGACUCACUCGACUUUUUCCGUUCAGCCAUUUAUUUCGUUACGUUAAUAUUUUUUCUGGCCUGGCUAGUCAAAAAUGUGUUCAUUGCCGUCAUCACUGAAACAUUCAAUGAAAUUCGUGUACAAUUUCAACAAAUGUGGGGUGAACGGGCACAAAUUGUUACACAAACCAUACAGCUAGUAUUGGUCGGUGAUGAUAAAUGGAAAUUAGUUCAAUUGACAGAUUCGGAUGCUCGAACACGUGCACCACAUCUGAUACGUCAUUUAUUGGGUACAGCAUCAUUUCAAAUAUUUGUUAUGGUUAUGAUUGUUGUCAAUGCAAUUAUUAAUGCUAGUAUUAAAUUUGAUCAUUCGGGUAAAUCACGUGAUGAUUAUUAUCGUACAAUUUAUCCAUCCGAAGUAUUUUUCACCAUAUUUUUUGAUAUCGAAGUUAUGGCAAAGAUAUGGUGUUAUGGUCUACGUACAUAUGUUCGUCGAUCAUUACAUAAAUUGGAAUUAUUAUUAGCAAUCGGAUCAUCGAUACAUGUAUUACCACCAUUAUAUAUGACAUCGCCAUUAGUUUAUUUUCAAGUAUUACGUAUCGUACGAUUAAUCAAAGCAUCACCAGUGUUGGAAGAUUUUGUUUAUAAAAUAUUUGGACCGGGUAAAAAAUUAGGUUCAUUAAUUAUAUUCACUAUGUGCCUUCUAAUUGUUACAUCAUCAAUAUCAAUGCAAUUAUUUUGUUGUUUUCCUGGUUAUAAUAAAUUUCAAUCAUUUCCCGAGGCAUUCAUGUCAAUGUUUCAGAUUCUUACGCAAGAAGGUUGGACCGAAGUAAUGAAUGAAACAAUAUUACGUUCUGGUGCUAAAAUUGGUCCAUUGGUUGCCAUUUAUUUUAUUCUUUAUCAUCUAUUCGUAUCAUUGAUUGUGUUAUCACUUUUCGUCGCUGUCAUUCUUGAUAAUCUUGAGUUAGAUGAAGAUAUUAAAAAAGUAAAACAAUUAAAAGCAAGAGAACAAUCAGCAGGAUAUAAUGAAGAGCUACCAUUACGAUUACGAUUAUUUGAAUCGUUUCCGGAUUCACCACAGAUGACACGUUUACAUAAACAAGCAAAUGAAUUUAAUAUACCAAAAGUUCGUGAUUCAUUUAUGCGUGCAUUUAUUGAUUCAACAAAUGCAACAUCGACGGUUAUUUCGGCUACGGCUGUACCAUCCGGUGCUGGUACCGUUACAGCAACGGUAACAUCAACAAUAACUGGAACUGGUUUACCAGCUGCUGCAACUGCUACAGGUACUGGAACAUUUGCACAGAAUCUUUCCAAUAGUAAUUUUACAACAUUACCAUCAUCAUCGAUAAUGAUGACAGCCGCUCAAGGUGUUGGUGGUGGUGGUGGUGCUAUAAAUCGUCCAAUGAUAAUGACUGCUGCCGGUAAUCUAACUGCCAGCAACAAACCAAUGUUGCCUUCAUUAUGUUCAUCUGGUGGUACGAGUAUUGGUGGCCUAUUUUUUAGUACACGUAAACAAUCAUCGAUUAAAUUAUUAAGUCCAGUAUCGAAAGGUCGACAUUCCAGUCCAUUAUUACGUCGUGUACAGGUUGCUUGUAUUGUAUCAGAUUCAAAUAAUCAACGUUUAUUGCUCAAUGAUACAUCGGUCGUUGGUAUUCCUGUCGUAUCUGGCGGUGUGGCUAGUGGUGGUGCUGGUACUACAACAGCUACUACUUCCGGUGGUGGUGGUGGUUUCACUAGACAUGGUGUGGGUUCACAUGGUGUCAGUAGCCGUGGUAUGAGAAGAUCUGUACGUGGUAAUCUUAAAGAAGAAGUUGGUACAGAAGAAUCUCAUUCCGGUACUGGAAAUGGACCAUUAGUACGUGGUCAGGAUUUUGAUUUUAAAAUGUUACAACGUAAACAAAAACAAGCAGAAAUGCGUCGUACACAACGAGAAAGUGAUUUACGUGAAAAUCAUCCAUUUUUUGAUACACCAUUAUUGAUUGUGGGACGUGAAUCAAGAUUUCGUAUGAUUUGUCAAAGUAUUGUUAGUGCAAAAUAUGAUCCACAUGUUCGUGAUCCGGUAACUGGUAAAGAACGUAAAAUGCGUUAUAAAGGUGCACAUGAAUUAUUAGGAUUAGUACCAUAUUGUGAUUGGAUAAUGAUUAUCGUAACAACCGUAUCAUGUGCAUCGAUGAUGUGUGAAACGGGUGAACAUCGUAUAACAAAUACACCGAUAUUGGUAAUAGCUGAAUAUACAUUCGUAUUUGCAAUGGCAAUCGAAUUAUUAUUGAAAACAUUAGCAUAUGGUCUUUUAUUUACACCAAAUGCCUAUCUAGCUAAUGUUGCCGGUGUUAUGGAUUUUCUUAUAUUCGGUAUAUCCGUCCUAUUUCUUUGUUUAUUACCGGAACAAGUACCACCACAAUCAUGGCAACAAACAUUAUAUGUGAUGCGUUGUAUACGUCCAUUACGUAUAUUUUCAUUAGUACCACAUAUGCGUAAAGUUGUUUAUGAAUUAUGUAGAGGUGUUAAAGAGAUUGCACUUGUAUCGGUAUUAUUAAUUGUUUUGCUAUUUGUAUUCGCAUCGGUUGGUGUACAUAUGUUUGGUGGCCUAUUGGCACGUUGUAAUGAUCCUUGUAUUAAAACUCGGGAACAAUGUGUCGGUGUUUUUAUGCGACAAGUACACGUGACAAGAAUGAAAUUAGCUAAUCAAAAUGAAAAAAUGCCUUCAAUAUUGGUGCCUAGAGUUUGGGCUAAUCCACGUCGUUUUAAUUUCGAUUCACUUGGCAAUGGAAUAUUAGCUCUAUUUGAAGUAUUAUCAUUUAAAGGCUGGCUUGAUAUUCGUGAUGUCAUCUUAGCACGGCUAACACCAUUACAUGCAAUCUAUAUACAUGUUUUUGUAUUUCUUGGCUGUAUGAUUGGUUUAACAUUAUUUGUUGGUGUUGUUAUUGCUAAUUAUGGUGAAAAUAAAGGUACAGCAUUAUUGACCGUUGAUCAACGUCGUUGGUGUGAUCUAAAAAAACGUUUAAAGAUUGCUCAACCAUUACAUUUACCACCACGUCCUGAUCAUCAUCGUGCACGUGCAAUAAUCUAUGAUAUAACGCAACAUAUCAUAUUUAAACGUACAAUUGCUAUAUUAGUAUUGAUUAAUUCGGCAUUACUAUGUGUUAGUUGGGAUAUUAAUAUGGAACAUACAAAACCAUUGGCUAAUGUUUCAGCUGCAUUAACAUGUGUAUUUGUAUUCGAGGUUUUUAUGAAAAUGAUUGCAUUUACACCACGUGGUUAUUGGCAAUCACGUCGUAAUCGUUAUGAUCUAUUUGUUACUGUACUUGGUGUAUUAUGGUUAAUAUUACAUUUUACAUUUUCGAAUAAAGCUUCCAAUGCAUUUGGUUUUAUUGUGGUUAUAUUACGUUUUUUCACUAUUACCGGUAAACAUGCAACAUUGAAAAUGUUAAUGUUAACUGUUGCCGUAUCCGUUUAUAAAUCAUUUUUCAUUAUAAUGGGCCUAUUUCUAUUGAUAUUAUGUUAUGCAUUAACCGGUGUCAUAUUAUUUGGUUCAGUAAAAUUUGGUGAAAAUAUUUCACGUCAUGCUAAUUUUCGAACUGCAAUAACCGGUGUAAUAACAUUGUUUCGUAUUGUAACUGGUGAAGACUGGAAUAAAAUUAUGCAUGAUGCAAUGUUAUCACCACCAUUUUGUACACCAAGUGGUGAUAAUUUUUGGACAACAGAUUGUGGCAAUUAUUAUGCAUCAUUAGCAUUUUUUUGUUCAUUCUAUGUUUGUAUCACCUAUAUUGUAUUGAAUCUAUUGGUCGCUAUUAUUAUGGAGAAUUUUUCAUUAUUCUAUUCAAAUGAAGAAGAUGCAUUAUUAUCAUAUGCUGAUAUAAGAAAUUUUCAAAAUACAUGGAAUCUAGUCGAUAUACAACAACGUGGAAUGAUACCUGUAUCACGUGUAAAAUUUGUAUUACGUUUACUUAAAGGAAGAUUGGAAGUAGAUCCAAAUAAAGAUCGUUUAUUAUUUAAACAUAUGUGUCAUGAAAUGGAAAGAUUACAUAAUGGUGAAGAUGUUACAUUUCAUGAUGUACUCAAUAUGUUAUCAUAUCGUUCAGUUGAUAUCAGAAAAUCAUUACAAUUAGAAGAAUUACUUGCACGUGAAGAACUUGAAUUUCUUAUUGAAGAAGAAGUUGCCAAACAAACGAUACGUGCAUGGUUAGAUCAAUGCUUACGACGUAUAAAAAAAGAACGACAACAACAAUCAUUGAUACAUUCAUUACGUGCAACAAAUGAACCAUCAAUGGGACAAUCAUCAUUUUUCGGUCUUGGUACUACUGUUACCGAUCUGAAUAAUGAUCCAUAUGGAUUAGGUGGUGAUCAAAUGCAACUUAAACCAUUAGCAGAACAAUUAGCACAUCAACAACAACAAGAUGCAUUAGCACAGGCUAAUCAAACUGAUGAUGAACAAACAAAACGUGAUGAUGCUGCUUAUCAACGAUUAAUGAUAAAAUCACGUUAUGGUGAUGUUAAAAUACCAUCAUUUGGACCAAAAUUUCCAAUGGAUAAUACGGCUGAUGCAAGUAAAUCAUUAUGGGAUCCUGAUGAAUUUGGUGGCAGUAGUGGUACAAAACGUCCACAUGGUUCUGCACAUAAAGCUGAUGUUGUUGCUGCACAUCCACCAACACCCCAUCCACAACCACAUCAACAUAAACGUGUUGAAUUUCGUCAUGUUGAAGAACGAAGUAAACAACAACAAAACCCAUCACCAUCAACAUCUGGUCAAGCAACAAUGAUUACAUCACCCGUAAAUAAAACAUUAUUAACUGCACAUGAUUCUCUAAAUAUUGAUAAAGAUUUAGAAUCUGUACAUCCCAUUAUAUCACCAACAACGCCAACAACAGGAUCAACAUCCAUCCAAUCUACAACUAUAACAACAACAACAGCAACAAAACUUGCAUCAACAUUAGCAAAAGGUAAACAAAUUGAAAAACUUAAAAUACCAUCAUCAGAUCCAAAUGAAACUGAUAUCCAUCAUCAUCCUCAUACUCAUCAACAUUCUGGAUUAUUGAAAACAGCUAUGCAUCAACGCAGUAUAAAGCAAGUAAAAUUACCACCUGCAUCGCCAUCUGAUGGUGAUCAUCAUCAUCAUCGUCCAGAUAAUUCAUUACAACAUGGAAAAGAUGGUACACCAAAGCAUCAAUCAACAACGUCUUCACAACAGCAACAGCAAAUGCCUGUACGUCGUUUUCUUUCAUUGCAUUCAUAUCCACCAACAUCAUUAUCCGGCGAUCAAUCAGCACAGCAACAUCAAAAACCAAUUAAACAGGUUAAUAUUGUAAUACCGGCAACGACAUCAACAACCAAACAGCAAUCUUUACCAUCUAGCCAACAUCAGCAAUUACAAAGUUUAGAUGAAGAAAGUUCCAUUGGAAAUAAUGGCAAAAUAAUUACCGAUCAAGAAUCUGGUCAUUUAAUCGAUAACGAUGAUGAUGAAGCUCAUGAUGAUGGUGAUAGUGAUGAUGAUGAUGAUAAUGAUGGUAGUAAUGGAAAGCAACGACGAAAAUCCAAAACACAAAUUAUAACUGAUUUACAGCAACCAUCAGUUGGUCCAUCAUCGAUGACAUCAACAACAAAUACGGUCACAAUGGCAACAUCAGGUGGUUUACCAUUAUCAUCAUAUUCAACAACAGCAACAAAAACAACAAAAACAACUGACCAAUUUCGAAUGGAUAGUGAUAGUAUUGAAUCGAAUACUGAAUCAACAAGUUUAAAUAUUCAAAAAUCUAAUGUAAAUAUUCAACAACAACAACAUUCAUCAUUAAAAACUACACAACAACCAUCAUCCGUUGUAACGAAAAUGAAUGGAACAAAUAAAAUACGAUCAUCAUCAUCAUCAUCAUCGGGUACAACAAUGAUUCCAGUUACGACAUCAUCAUCAUCAUCAACAACAACAACAAGCGUACAACAGCCAUCAUCAUUACCACCACCACCACCACAAGCGAAUAAUAAUAAAAAAAUUAAUCAAGUUCGUGCACAAAUAUUGGUGAAUGAAGUACAUGAUUGGUGGCUUUUACAUUUGAAUUGAAAUUCUUUUUCUUUUCUUUUUUGAAUACAUUCUGUAAUUAAACAUUUCAUCAUAAUCAAUUUAUACAGUUAUUAUUAUUGUUGUUGUUUUCAUUGUAAAUUAUCCAUGAAACAAGUGUAUUUAAAAAAAAACACACAAUAACACACUCCAGAUAACGAGAGUAAGAGAAAAAAUGUCAAAUUCCA
This is a messenger RNA of Dermatophagoides pteronyssinus (European house dust mite), 7347 nucleotides long. It is a transcript of the gene na, whose product is annotated as sodium leak channel non-selective protein na. Gene Ontology annotation, biological process: positive regulation of synaptic transmission, GABAergic; positive regulation of synaptic transmission, cholinergic; monoatomic ion transport. The record is from RefSeq and is a predicted model, not a curated record. Gene Ontology annotation, cellular component: plasma membrane. NCBI's taxonomy places the organism in Eukaryota, Metazoa, Arthropoda, Arachnida, Sarcoptiformes, Pyroglyphidae. Gene Ontology annotation, molecular function: monoatomic cation channel activity.